AUGUUUCAUCCUGUCUAUGGCCAGACCGCCGCCUCUAAGCAAUCGAAGCAGGUUCCUUAUCUUGCUCCGCCUAACUAUCCCAAGGCUGGUGGAAGUGGUGGAAGUGGAUACAAUCGGUCCUUAGUGUCUAAUUAUUUCCCGCACCCGCAAACGUCACGUUCCGUACCAGUACCUCCUGCAAUGAAGUCUACAACAAAUUCAAGUGGACCACCGUACGCUCCGGGACCUUCACAAUUGCCCACACAACAGUAUCGCGCGCAGUAUCCACACAGCCGUAGCCAGGGGCAUGGCACACAGACGCCUCAUCCAGUUCCGUACAUUAUGAUGCAAUCCACAGCAGGACAGCAACAUCACCCAUACCCGCCGCAUCCAUCAUAUCCAUAUCUUCAAUCCCACGCACCUCAUGCAUCCCAAACCCAUCCCUAUCGCUCUCUUCAUCCUCAUGGACCUUAUCCAAGUGGAAGUAGCAGCGGAAAGCACACAUCACACGCAUCUUACCAUCCACAUCCAUCGUGGAAUAAUUCAUAUCAAGGGAAUUUCCCUCAACCAACGGCGCGAGCUUCAGUAGUGGAUAUGAAUACAAUUACACCAGAUGACCCUCGUUAUUAUGUCCCAAGACCAAAAUCACGGACGCCAUCACCGACGCCCUUGUGGUCGCAUGGACAAGUCUGUGAGGCGCCGUCAGGCCUUCCCAGUACGUCUGCUUCAAAUGGUCCAGUCUUUCCUACCAAUGGCCGUCCUCCGCCUUCACCCGAUGGUGCUCCUCCUUCUGGUAAAUAUAGGACCAAUGAGGAGCUACAAGAGGCACGGGAGCGUGGUCCUCUGAAGUCGAUAUUAAAGACCUCGCAUGCUCCCCCUUCAAUACCUACUCCUCCUCGGAAAGGAACCACGGUGUCUCCAAAAACGCAUGGCCACCCUAAAGUAAAAGAUCCACAGACUGACGACGUCCUUGAGCUCAAGGCUCAGCUUUCUGCUGUGAUAGGUAAACAUAAUCCACCGCGGAGUGGAAAUCAGGAUAACUCGUUGUCAUCCUUGAAGACGAAGGGAAGCGAUUGUAAAUCAGGGUAUGGCAAUGACGACGAUGCUUCAUCGACAACUCAAGCGUCAGAUUGGGGAACAAUUUCCCCCGAUAUGAAAAAGGUGGCGGUUAUACCACGCAACAUUAACGGAGUGGAAGGAAUCUCCACUUGUUAUAACAAAGGAAACCAUUAUCAUUGGGUGUCAACCCCAAAACCAUCAACGGAUCGUCACAUCCGGCGCCCGCCUACACCAUACAAUAAGGAGAGAUUGCUUACCGAUACUCCUGGGGAAUAUAUAGGAGAUAAUAGCACGCAUAAAAAAGUCCCAUCCAGUUCUUCCAACGAAAGGAAAGACAAAUUGUCUGCAUACGCUCUGGGACUAACGCCUAGGUGA
Molecule: messenger RNA, 1413 nt
Organism: Psilocybe cubensis
Lineage: Eukaryota; Fungi; Basidiomycota; Agaricomycetes; Agaricales; Agrocybaceae
Exons: 3
Coding region: 1-1413 (470 amino acids)
Source: RefSeq, a predicted model, not a curated record